Messenger RNA from Parnassius mnemosyne (clouded apollo), 1882 nucleotides. The record is from the annotation of a GenBank genome assembly. NCBI's taxonomy places the organism in Eukaryota, Metazoa, Arthropoda, Insecta, Lepidoptera, Papilionidae.
AAUCUGUCGAGUAAGGUUAAGUUAAAAAUAAACAUUUGAUAAAUAGAUAUAUUAUUAAUUUAUAUUUAUAUUUUAUACUUUAACUAGCUUGUAGCUUAGCCUUCAUCCUACACAUCACGCUAUAAGCUAUUAAAAUAAAUGUAUGUCGUUAAAAUUAUAUAGUACAGAUAACCUAAUUACCGUAUACAUAUUGAAAAAUAUUAAUUAUUACAAUGCUUUCUACUAGAAUAUUAUCAGUCCUUAAAUUAAAUAAUUUACUAAAACCACAUAAUAUGUCUGGAGUAACAGUACUUGUACAAAACCAUCAAAAGCGGCUUAAAAAUGAUUUACAUGAACCAGAUUAUCUUAUAAGUAUGGAGCCUGAUGAGCCUGUUUACGAUUGCCUAAACUUGCAAAUAAAGGGAUAUGAUUUUGCUGUAUUAGAAGCUUGUCAAGCUGAAUUACAUCGUUUUGCAGAAGUAAUGGGUAUACAAGUUGAUGAGUGUUGGGCUACACCAGCACAGCAAUUAAAAGUCCAACGGUUCAAACCUAAAAGCACGGUUAUUGAUGCUGAGUAUAACCUUAAUGUCUACGAACGAAAUGUUCAGGUUGUGGAUGUACCUGCGUGGGCGCUGGGUACAUUAUUGCGAGUAACAAGAGCGACGUUGCCUGAAGGCUGUACAUUGAACGUGCACGAACAUACUGUAGAACAUGAGGAAAUACGUUAUGUGCCUGAUAAUCAACUACUAGAACUCAAGCAGCAACUAGAAGAAAUGGGCGGCACUCGUACUGAAAAGAAAAAGAAGAAAUAAGUAACAUUAGGAGCAAUUUGUAUUUAGAUUAUUAUAAGUAGUAAAUGUAAAUAAGAAUAAUGUUCGUUUUUUAUUUUAUAAAAAAAGGUCAGCGAGUGCCCUGUCACCCAGCCACUAUGAUGAGUGGUUGGUUACUGCUGACGUGAGUGAUUUGAAACUGAUAGACCGAUUUUGAUUUUUCUUUUUGGUUGAAAGGUGAUUUUAUCGAGUGUUCUUAGCUAUGAUUCAAGAAAAUGUGUAAUAAUUUUAAAUGAAUAAUUUUGUACAGCCGACUUCAAUAUAAGUUAUUAAGAAUAACUCAAAAACUAUUGGUCUGACCUUGAAUCAAUUUUAUAUGGGACCACCCGAGAUGUACCAGCUUUCAAAUAAAAAAAAAUCAUCGAAAUCGGUUCACCCAGUACAAAGUUAUGAGGUAACACACAUAAAAAAAACAUACAGUCGAAUUGAGUACCGUCUCCUUUUUGGAAGUCGGCAGAAAAACCGCAAGCAGUCGAGUACCUUAGAAGACAAAUGACCGAUCCAUUUGUAAUCCACGAAUAUUUUGCUCUUUCACAAAAGACUUUUCGUGACUUGUAUCUUACUGGUCCUAAUAAUAUGGAACUUAUGAAACGUCUGUUUGUGUCGACCCAACGAAAACAAAAGUUGUAGGUUGUAGGUACCAAAGGGAAGCCUUCUACACGAACGACGUAUGGAAAUGGAAAAAUAAAAUAUCACAGUCUUGACUACUGUGAAUGCGGCUCGGGCAAAAGUUAUGGACCCAUUGAUCAUAUUUAAAGGAAAACAUGUAUAAACAGUGAAUGGUGAAGAAUUAGACAAAUAUGAUUUCAAACUUACCUACGCUGUUAGUCCACGGGCUGGAUGGAAACCAACAAUUUUUAUAACUGCAUGCUAAACGUAGUUAUUCCCAAUUUGGUUGAAGAAAAACCUGUAGUGUUGUUGUACGAUGGACAUAUCAGUCAUGUUGAUGAUAAAGUGGUAGCUUUAAUAAUUUUUAUAAAGUGGCUUUGUAGUUAAGUUGAUUACUAUUGCUUAUUUAGUGAACUACGCUAAAAAGUUACGAAUAAUAAAGAAAAAAGAAUUAUUAUAUUCUC